This is a messenger RNA of Talaromyces atroroseus, 1542 nucleotides long. RefSeq lists its product as hypothetical. Bases 1 to 1542 code for a protein of 513 amino acids. Lineage: Eukaryota; Fungi; Ascomycota; Eurotiomycetes; Eurotiales; Trichocomaceae. The transcript is spliced from 2 exons. The record is from RefSeq and is a predicted model, not a curated record.
AUGCAGUCGCCGAAUGUCAAGCCGGAACAAGGAUCAACCACAGAGUCGCCGAGACUCAUCCACGAAAUGGAGGAAUCGAUCGACCUUCCCGUCUCUCACAAUGGCAAUAUAACCGCGGGGACAAAACGCAAAAUGAACAGUGCGAGCCCACGGGGCGUGGCUAAUCUGACACCGGAGCAGCUGGCCAGGAAACGCGCAAAUGACCGACAGGCGCAACGCGCCAUACGGGAGCGUACAAAGUCGCAGAUCGAAGCAUUGGAGCGGAGAGUCCGCGAACUAUCGUCGCAGCAGCCGUAUCAGGAUAUACAUAAACUGGUGUCUGAAAGGAAUCAAAUCAUGGCAGAAAACCAAGAUAUUAAGCGGCGGUUGGGUGCUAUGAUGAACAUAUUACAACCAUUGGUGGACAGAGACGGAAUGCCAAUGAAGUCGCCGACAACCGCUGUGACGGAUACAACGGUUUCGAAUUCAAGCAACACCGUGAUAAUGCCAACAAAUACAGCGCAAGUUCCAGCUGAAACCACUCAUCCAUCGCCGCUCACGGAUCAAAGUCAUGGUACACCUGGUAGCGUGGAGUCUAGCCUACUGGAUCAUCCCUGGACCGAGUCCGUCGCAGGGAACGUGUCUCCCAGCAACUCUGUGCUCCAGCACUGGCAGAGGUCGGAUCCUAUCAGCCUACUGAACACGGUCCCAAGCCAGCGACUGGCAGUAAAAGGGAUGGACGAGAAACUGAUUCUAAACUUCUUGAUCGAUAACCCUCGUCAGAUCCCCAAAAUAGGCGAUAUACCAAAACUCCCCAAGGAUCACAAUCAUAGCCCCGAUCCACCUUCAAUUAAUAUCAAUAUAGCACCGCCACCAACCGCAGGUGAUUACACUCAGGCACAUUUGGUGGCUAUUCGGAAUAUACAGCCCACAUGUCCUCUCGAUUCCAUUUUCCUCGAUUUUCUCAGCCAUCGUCGUCGCGAAUUGACAACUGGUUCGCAACAACGUUUAGCCUACCCGAGUGUCUCAUCUCUUCUGAAUCCCGUCGAGAAUAGCACCCAUUCGUACUCCAUAUCAAAAGUUUUCAGUGACAUCCUGCGCACGUUUCCAGAUAUAUCAUCAUUGCCCGAGCAAGUCGGUACACUAUACACAAUGUUCCAGAUCAUGCGUUGGCAGAUAUACCCGACACAAAAGAAUUACGACCGGAUCCCAGACUGGCUAACACCGCGUCCCGCACAGCUAUUUAGCCCUCACCCAGCCUGGAUGGAUUACAUACUCUGGCCCAAGGUCCGCGAUCGGUUGGCAUACGCACAUCGCGACUACCCGUUCGAGAACUGGUUUGUCCCCUACACACGCACCAUAUCGUGCAACUGGCCAUACGAACCGACAGAUUGUUUGUUGCAUAACACCGAGUCGGAUGAGUUGGUGAUUAAUCCAGUAUUUGAGCGCCACAUUCGAGAGCUGAGUAACUGGACUGUUGGGACUGAAUUUGCCGAGGCAUACCCUAAUUUGGUGGAUGCGGUGAAAAUCAGGCAUGAUGAUAGAAGAGCACGGCCACCUUGA